Messenger RNA from Lotus japonicus, 1175 nucleotides. RefSeq names its product probable ubiquitin-like-specific protease 2B. The transcript is spliced from 5 exons. The record is from RefSeq and is a predicted model, not a curated record. NCBI's taxonomy places the organism in Eukaryota, Viridiplantae, Streptophyta, Magnoliopsida, Fabales, Fabaceae. The coding region runs from base 248 to 538 and encodes 96 amino acids.
ACUGAAACCGUGGGUAUAAGAUAUUAUAUACCAACAUUUACGUCAUUAACCGUGGCUAUAGCUAAUCAUGUUCUAAUCCUAGUAAUAAGAUUUAAAAAUCUCUUUUCAACUUUUCACUCUCUGCGCUCUAAAUUUUGGGGAAAAUUUGAAACCCCGCUCACUCGUUCACUCUUCCUCCCUCUCUGUACGCUCAUCUUGCACACUCCUGCUUUGCCACGCUCAUGAAUCAUCUCCGCGCUCAUCCUGCAUGUGGUCUCUUCCCCUCUUCUUUCUUUCUCUAUCGCGUUGUGGCGUCCUCCUUUUUCGUUCUGCCGUUCUCCGUUGCGCCGUCGUCCAUCGUCACCAUUGCAGAGACGAUUUAGGGAUUGAUGAAUUGAAGAUUGCUAUUGUUGAUUACAAUUGGUCCCUGAGGCAUAAGCAGAUCACAUCUCUUAAUGAGAAAUACAAAGCUAUGUGGAGUACUUUGCUUGAUAUGGAUGUGGAUGGUGAUGAAAAUCUUUUGCCGGGGCCAAGAUGCUACUUCCCAAAGACUCGUUAAAUGCAAAACUUAACAAAGCAAAAACUGGAAGUCCCUUGUUUGGUUUUGUCUUCAGUAAUAUGUGUUACAUGAUUCUCCAGAUUUUAUCGCUGGUUGCGUCUUCUGCUUUUUGUUGUUUAAAAUGUAGUUGCAAGCCCAUUGUAGUUGCUGAAGGACACGUACGAUAGAGACAUUUGGGAUUUGAAGUGGCCAAGUUUCUCUUUAGUGGCUGAUGAACUGCAAGUUGAAGCUUGCACAAACGACAAAUGGUAUUUUGAUUUUGAGACAAAUGGUAUUUAAGUUUUUGUCUCCCUUCAUCUAUUUCUAGUUCUUGUGUUGCACCAGAUACUUGGCAAAUAGAUAACAUGUGCAAGUAUCAAGACUGAGGAAUCUACAAUAUUUAUCAGAGCUUGAGUGCAAGUGUGACUUCAUUGCAGGUGCUUCAAGUGUAUCUAAUCAAAAAAUGUUGUUUAUGACUUUUCUCCUUUAAUGCUAAUAUUUUGGUUUGUGUGCACUUUUGCUAGUUUUUGUUAAUGUUUUGUGAUAUUAGAUAUUUUUUGCUUUGGUUAGUGUAGACUUGAGAGCUGAGUAUUUAGUAAUAAGAGUUCCUUUGAGUUUCUUAACCGAAGGUAGUUGUAGUGUUUGGUAUUAUUACCUG